AUGGACCGAAAACAGCGUCGACGCCGAAGGCCAGCAUUGUCCUGCCUCGAAUGCAGGCGCCGAAAGAUCAAGUGCGAUCGGAAUGAGCCUUGCACUCAUUGUGUCUCAGCCAAAUUACAAUGCACGUACAAAUUUUACGCCGAUCCAGUCAUCGAUGUACAGCAGCAGAGUCUUGGAGGGAGUAGUACACUGAGCUCUUCGGUCGUAAGUCCGUCUAGGUCGGCCCCGGUGUCAACUACUCUUCGCAGUCGACAUGCAUCGUCGGAUAUGCAACAGACCAACAAUGAUCGUCACCAUGACCAGUGCCCUCCUCACUAUGGGCCAGAAACACCACUACCAGAGAAUCUUGUUCAUCCAUGGGGCCCUCGAGCCACAGCAGCAGCACGACACAAAGACCAGUCAAACACACCAGUAGUACCACAACUUCAGUUCAAUGACUCUGCCACCAAUACCCCCAACCACAACAGCCGUCAACCCCACAGUGGGAUUGAGGCAACUCUCGGUAGUCGUUAUCAUCAAGCACAGAAUGAGGACGAUGGCCAUCAAGCGGGUCUUCAAAGCCUUUUGCAGCGCAUCCGGAAGCUCGAACAAGCUUCCACAAUCGGCUCUGCACAUGCUUUAUCCGAAACCGCUCAGGAUAUUAUUGCUAGUCGGUCUGGUCUAAGUGAGUCCCAGACCAUUCUUGACAAGUCAAGGAUGCUCAGGUGGAGUCAUUGGCUGGGAACUGCUCCAGAGUUCCAUCUAAUUGGCGACUGUUAUAUCGAAGUCCUGGGUCACUCAAAGAAUUUCUCUAAAGGUGAUGCCGAGAUACAAGCACUACUAGUCCGAAUAGGCAACGGCCUUCAGAAAUGCAAGAGCAUAGCGAGACGAAUCAAGCUCGGCAAACCUACAAGAUGCUUAUCAUGGCGUGAGUUUGCAUUAUCUACGCCAUCUCGGGCCGUUGCAGAUACGAUGGUCAAUCUAUAUUUCCAAUCAUUCGAAUCAACACAUCGAAUCCUCCAUAUACCCACGUUUUGGUCUGAGUAUCGAAGAUACUGGGAUGACCCAGAGCGAACAACACCCGAUUUGCGCCUCAAGAUUCUUCUGGUCAUCGCGAUAGGUUCAAGCCUAUCGGAAUAUAGCGACACGGACACUAAUUUCCACAACAUGGUCCAUCAGUGGGUGUACACGGCCCAAGCAUGGCUUUCCGGGCCCCUGGAAAAGGAUCGUUUGAACAUCAACGGCCUACAGAUCCACUGCCUCACUAUUCUGGCUCGUCAAACGUUUGCUAUUGGCGGCGACCUUGUAUGGAUGUCCAUGGGCUCCCUCAUCCACCGGGCAAUGCAGAUGGGUUUGCACCGAGACCCCACACACCUACAGACCAUGUCGAUACUUCAAUCCGAGAUGCGGCGACGUCUGUGGGCGACCAUCAUCGAAAUGGUCCUCCAGGCAUCACUGGACUCUGCCAUGCCUCCAAGAAUCUCAUUCGAUGACUUUGAUACCUUGGCACCGUCCAACGUCAACGACGACGAAAUAUCCGAAGACACAUCAACACCAAGCGGCAAUUCACUCGUCCCCCAUGCCAGAAACAUAUACACCUCGACAUCCAUCCAACUUUUCCUUCUCGAUUCUUUGCCGACUCGACUACGCAUCCUUCACCUCCUCAACGGUCUACACACGGGACUGUCCUACACGGAAGUUCUGGCAUUGACAACCCACCUCAACGACACGUGUCGAGAAUACAGCACUUUUAUGAAGGAGAACCGCGCCAUCACAGCCUUCCAUCGAAAUUUACUGGAUUACCUCGUGCGUCGGUUCGUGAUCGUUCUCCACUGUCCCUUCAUGAGUAAAGCCCGCACGAACCCACUCUUUUAUUACUCGGUCAAGGCGAGCCUGGACGCAGCCAUGUCUGUCAUUUCUCCUGAACCCGACAAAGGGUUCUCCCACCUCAUGACCAUCGGAGGUGGUCUGUUCAGGGAAGGGCUGUGGCACGCGCAGACGGUCAUCUGUCUGGAACUCUUGGGCGAGGUCGACGCUCAAGCCUCCGACGGGACAUUGCACCGCAAAUCCGCCUAUCGCGACCUCCUGAAGCAGGCUGUGCGAGACAUGAUGGUCUUGGUCACGGAACGUAUUCGACACCGUGAAACGAAUAUCAAAUCUCACAUGUUUUUGAGUAUGAUACUCGCCCAGGCCGAAGCCACGGCCGAAACGACGACGCUGGACGCGCCGUCGCCGUCGCCCCGUCUGCGUAUCGCGCAGACUGCAGUCGAGAGUUUGGAGGUUUGUAUUGGAUUACUUCAGGACCGAGUAGACACGAGCACCACGACGACGUUUCCCAGUCCAAUGGACGUGGGUCUGGGGGUGUCGAAUCCACCUAACGGCACAGGCUUACAAGGUGGAGGAGAAUAUGGUAGUCAGGGGUUCUACGGGACCGGUGUUGGUGGUAUCGGAGGAGGUUUUGAUCUUGCCGAUUUGGACUUGGAAUUUUUUCUGCCUGAUGCAGGAUUCAAUUAUCAAUAGAUGUGAUUUAUUGAUCGG
Exophiala oligosperma is the source of this 2517-nucleotide messenger RNA. RefSeq lists its product as uncharacterized. Lineage: Eukaryota; Fungi; Ascomycota; Eurotiomycetes; Chaetothyriales; Herpotrichiellaceae. Gene Ontology annotation, biological process: regulation of transcription by RNA polymerase II; DNA-templated transcription. Gene Ontology annotation, molecular function: DNA-binding transcription activator activity, RNA polymerase II-specific; zinc ion binding; RNA polymerase II cis-regulatory region sequence-specific DNA binding. Gene Ontology annotation, cellular component: nucleus. Bases 1 to 2499 code for a protein of 832 amino acids. The transcript has 3 exons. The record is from RefSeq and is a predicted model, not a curated record.